Molecule: messenger RNA, 774 nt
Organism: Symbiodinium natans
Lineage: Eukaryota; Dinophyceae; Suessiales; Symbiodiniaceae
Source: the annotation of a GenBank genome assembly
AUGCUGCAGACGCGCGCUGGCACAGACAGCCUGACAGCGAUGCUUCGCGCGGCUGUGGAGCUAGACCCCGAGACCUCGGUCAUUUCUUUCGAUGAGCGCGUAUACUACGUCGUCACAACGUCGGCGCGGCUUGAGCAUCUUCUUCAGGUCGUCCCCCAGGAGUUCCAAAACGCGCGUUUACAACGCGGCCGGUGGGCCAGCCUGCCACCGGAACAGCGCGGGUCUGUCGCGCUCGGCGUCCCCGCAGCUCAGGCAGAGUCCCGUUUUGUUGCCGCCUUCUGCAAGAGAUUGCGCGGCUGCCUGACCUCCAAUGCGCCCACAGAGCUAACGAUUUGCCACCGUGACAGCAGCUGCGUUGUCUCCGCAAAGACGGGGUAUUUGGAUUGUCACCAAAUGUCACGAGAACCAUGGCGGGCGCCCGCAAAAAGUGCUAUCCGCGACCUGCAAGCAGACCUCGGCCCCGACGAGCAAGCCAUGGCAUACCUCGAUGAUGCGUACAUAUCGGCCCCGCCCCACCGCGUGACGCAGCUCUACCACCGCUUAGAGGCUCAUUCCACUGCGGCGUGCCAACUCCGACUCAACCCUGCCAAGACCCGCGUGUGGAAUAGCGGAGGGGCCUAUCCCGAGGGUGUCCAGUCACUUGCCCCCGACAGCGAGGUUUGGGUUGGCGAUCGGGCCCUCGCAUCGAACCAGUGUGGAAUCGUUGCACUUGGCAUACCCUUAGGCACACCAGAGUUUGUCGCCGCACACUUGGUCGCCCUGAGUUCUGUCUGA